Molecule: messenger RNA, 624 nt
Organism: Phycomyces blakesleeanus NRRL 1555(-)
Lineage: Eukaryota; Fungi; Mucoromycota; Mucoromycetes; Mucorales; Phycomycetaceae
Exons: 5
Coding region: 1-624 (207 amino acids)
Source: RefSeq, a predicted model, not a curated record
AUGGCUCACAUCAUCGGAACAACCCAAAGACGUCUCGAAACUGUUCUGGACGACUUUAAGCGAGCGAGAAGAUAUUGGAAGGAGUUGAAUUCCGAAGGGUUUCCGGUAGCAAAUAAACUGGUGAAUGCUGUCAUUCAAUCAAGAUAUGUAGACGAUUCUGCGUAUUGGCAUCCGGUACUUAUUAAAGCUUUUCCUAAUGUGGUGCAAAAGUAUGAUGGCAAAAUGACUGUCGUAAUCGAUGGUCAUUCUCAAAAACUAGAGAAUAUUGUACAAAAAAUGGCAACCCAGCAACGAAAAAUGCAACAACAUGUACAAGAAAUGGAAGCUAUAUCCAAUAGAACUCUUAGUAUAGGUGUGCAACAAGCCAAGACGAUUGUAUCAAUGUACGAGUCUGAGUUGGUUACGAAACAAUCUCUUGCUAGUAUAAAGGGAUUUAGGCAUAUUAAGCACCGCGAGGAAAGUCUUACACUUUUGUCCAUUUGGCUUAAUCAACCUAGUCUGAUAGAUGAAACUCUCAUUCAAUUCGAAGAUAUGUGUGAACUAGAAAUGUCUGUCGUUGGCAUUUCGGAAAUAUCUUCGGUCUUUGGUCUUACAGGAGUUGUAAACCUACACAAGCAAUAUUAA